AUGGCUCUUGUGUUUCAAAGAAAUGAAGUCGAGUUCGAACGUACGGGCGUCAAAGGAAAUAUACCAAACAAUGACAUUGCAUAUUUAAUGUAUUAUUUACAAUGUGUAUGUACAUCGAUUAACUGUAAUAAUGAUCCUGAUAUUCAACGUUUUACAAACUAUAAUAACUGGUCCUCCUUGUCCAUCGAUGAACAAAGAGCACUUGUCGCUGUUUGCUAUGCGUUUAGCCCUGAUGUUCUUGCUGAUAGGGUCUUCUUCCAUAGUGAUACUCUAUGUGGUGAACGGGCAAAUGAAUUUUACACGAUCAAUCAAGUACGUAAUCAACUUGUAGCUGCUGAAUCAAUCAUUAUAGCUGGACGAGUACGAGUGGUCAAUCAGAUUAUGACAUACAAAAUUGGAUGGAUGCAUAUAUAUUAUAUUGGUCCAAUGCAGCGACUUUUAGCAAGACUCAAUACUUCUUCUCAACGUCCUGCAUUUAGUCACACACCUACUUAUACGGCACCUGUUAUAAGACAGAGAACAAUAACGACAACUUCUAACAAGGGAGGUUUGAUCGUUACUAUUAUCUUCGUCUUGAUUACUAUUAUUAUACUCUUCAUUAUUUUCAUGCAUUGA
Molecule: messenger RNA, 615 nt
Organism: Adineta steineri
Lineage: Eukaryota; Metazoa; Rotifera; Eurotatoria; Adinetida; Adinetidae
Source: the annotation of a GenBank genome assembly